UUUGGAGCUGCAGUCGAAUCAGAAGAGUAUGGAAUCGUUUGGAAUGAUGAGAUGGAUGACUUCUCUACGCCUGGGAUGGCCAACGGGUAUGUUGGCAUCAAUUUGACUACGAUCAUCUCAGUGUUCGAUUACCAGAUUGCAAAAAAAACGUUUUUCCUUAUGUAA
This is a messenger RNA of Strongylus vulgaris, 165 nucleotides long. Lineage: Eukaryota; Metazoa; Nematoda; Chromadorea; Rhabditida; Strongylidae. The record is from the annotation of a GenBank genome assembly.